AUGUACCGGUACUUUCAGCAGACCAAACACGAUGGUGAGAAAUUGGCGGAGCUUUUGAACCGCCAUGGAAAUUUUGCCAAGGUGGAGGUAGCACUCAAGAAAUGGCAUGAAAGGCGUAUGAUUGACAACGCUUGGGAAUGGGCAGAGAAGCACCACAAGAAGCGCAAAAACCCAGUUCACCAAGAAGAAGAAAUUUGCUUUGUUUUGGAUGAUGAGUUCUUGUUCCGAAGCGGAGAAUGGUCAACGUAUGACUCAGAGUGGUUGUGCUAUCCAAGUUUGAAACAGAACACGUCACAUGCAGAGUUGCUGGGUGGCUUCGUGGAUGUAUGUGAAAGCGAUUCCGAUGAUCCCUCCGGUUUCUUGGUUGCCAAGUCUGUGUGGCGUGUGCUGAAAUGUGGAGGUUCCAGCGAUGACAGCGAUGAGGACAUUGCCGGAGAGCUUCUGCAAAGCGUAGAGGUAGGCUCGGUUCCUGCAUACCGGGCCACCAAGCUGGCUGGCAUGUUUUCCCGCAAGAUGAAGAAACACGGAUCUUUGGCUGCGAUCCCAACAGCAAAACCGCCAAACAGGUUGAAAAAUGGAGUCGAAGACCGUGAGCUGUCAAUGCUAGCCACGAGAAAGGGAGCCAACUUGGGUGGCAACAGUUGCCGUCGCUUGCAUGGCUUCGCUGGCAAAACUGGGAAACGACUUCCUGUUGAAGUGAAGUUUGUCAGGGCCCCCAUUCGGAAGAUUACCAAGGCAAAGGUUCAUGAAGUUGACUGCGAUUUCCCGACGCUGCCUUUGUCAUCUUGGAUGAGGGCUUCUUUCGACCUGGGCGGCCAUUUUUUUCUAGGAGGGAAGGACGUGGAACAUAUGAAUGAUUUCUCCCAAAUCCUGGUUGACUGGUGGAAGUCAUACAAACGACUUGACCCUGAUUUACCCUUUUUCCUGGACUUCGGGGAGGAGUUCUAUGGGACCAGCCUGCCAAUGGCACUUCAUGGAGAUGAAGGGAGGGGGAGAUACAAGCAGCCCAUCAUGAUUUUUUCGUUCCAGCCCCUCAUCACCAACUGCGAUGGAAAGUCCAAUUUGAAAGGGUCUGGUGUACGGCAAAAGUCCAAAAGGGUGACCUAUUGCACACGGCUCCUAUAUGCAGCUUUGCCUUCAGCCAUGUAUGCGAAGAACGACAAAACCAUAGAUACCCUCAUGGAUGCCCUGGUGAAAGAUUUCAAUGCCUUGUACAGGGAUGGGUUCACUGUGAACAUUGGUGGGAAGAUCCUGAACAUCAGGCCUGUCUACUGCGGGAUGAAAGGAGACUGGCCAUUCUUGCGAAAGAUCUGUAAACUCCAAAGCGGUUUCCAAGCACUUCGAAAGUGCCAUCUAUGUGAUUCCGUCGAAUGGUGGGACAUGUCUCGAUCGGGACGUUUGCGGAACUUGGCACCGGGUUACCACAACCCAUCCCCAUACAAGCGCAACAUGCAUAGCCCGGUCUUUGAUUUGGCUGGUGGAUCUUCACCUCACAGAAUCAGAACAGACCCGGUUCACACAUAUCACAUUGGCUACGGGAAAGAUGAACAUGCCAGUGUUGUCGUGCUGCUCGCCUACUUGGGACACUUUGGGGCCAGGGGUUCCAUGGACAAAAAGCUCGAAGAUGCCUUCGAACGGUUUGCGACGUGGUGCAAGAGCAACAGCAAGCACAC
Durusdinium trenchii is the source of this 1673-nucleotide messenger RNA. The record is from the annotation of a GenBank genome assembly. NCBI's taxonomy places the organism in Eukaryota, Dinophyceae, Suessiales, Symbiodiniaceae.